AUGUUUGGACACGUGAAAAACUCGGAUAGGUUGACAACGCUGAUGCCUUUUAACACCCUUCCGGUGCCUAGCUGCUAUGCCACCCUAAGGAAGCACGAAGGCUGGGGCGUUGCCGGGUUGCCCAAGCCUAGAGAGGGGAAGUCGAGAGGCAGAGGUCGGGUUCGAACCACGGACCUUCCGAUUAGUAAAUUCGCGCUGCUUGGGCAACCUAGAGGCAUUUCAGCCAGUAUGUUUCCUUCGAGUGACGUGGCGGCUAGGCUACAGCUGAAUGAUACGACGAGAUGGCCCAAAGGGUUAGAGCGCGAAUUUACUAACCGGAAGGUCCAUGGUUCGAACCCGACCUCCGCCUCUCAAUUUCCCCUGUCUAGACUUGGGCAACCUGGCAGUAUCCCAGCCCUCGUGCAACCUUUGAGUGGCAUGGCACUGAACGAUUUUUUGAAUGCUACGACCAAAAAUGCAAAGUUGCCGCUAGUGCCUUUCGAACGAGCUCUGCUUAGUUCUGUCGUUACAGGUACCCUUGUAAAGCCAGUUAGCUAUCCGAACGUUCACUUUCAAGACUCAGAAGACACUCAUUUCGACUUUCAUUCUUCCAAUCUCCGGGAGAUUGCCAUUCAA
Messenger RNA from Opisthorchis viverrini, 615 nucleotides. RefSeq lists its product as hypothetical. The record is from RefSeq and is a predicted model, not a curated record. Lineage: Eukaryota; Metazoa; Platyhelminthes; Trematoda; Opisthorchiida; Opisthorchiidae. The transcript has 4 exons. The annotation marks the transcript as partial.